UCAGCAGCAACAUGGGACGCACCCUGGCGGUCCCUACCCCAUACGGCUGUAUCGGCUGCAAACUGCCACAACCGGACUACCCACCGGCUCUAAUCGUCUUUAUGUUCUGUGCAAUGGUUAUCACCAUCGUCGUAGACCUGAUUGGCAACUCCAUGGUCAUUUUGGCUGUGUCGAAGAACAGGAAGCUCCGAAACUCUGGCAACGCCUUUGUGGUUAGCCUCUCUGUGGCUGAUAUGCUGGUGGCCGUCUACCCCUAUCCUCUGAUGCUACAUGCCAUGGCCAUCGGUGGCUGGGAUCUCAGCAAGUUACAGUGCCAGAUGAUGGGGUUCAUCACAGGCCUGAGUGUGGUCGGUUCUGUCUUCAACAUCAUGGCCAUCGCCAUCAACCGUUACUGCUACAUCUGCCACAGCCUCCAGUAUGAGCGCAUCUUUAGUGUGCGCAAUACCUGCAUUUUUCUGGCUGUCACCUGGAUCAUGACGGUUCUGGCUGUCUUACCCAACAUGUACAUUGGCACCAUCGAGUAUGAUCCUCGCACCUACACCUGCAUCUUUAACUAUGUGAACAACCCUGCCUUUGCUGUGACCAUUGUCUGCAUCCACUUUGUCCUUCCUCUGCUCAUAGUGGGUUUCUGCUACAUGAAGAUCUGGAUCAAAGUGCUGGCAGCUCGUGACCCGGCUGGACAGAACCCGGACAACCAGCUUGCUGAGGUUCGCAAUUUUCUAACCAUGUUUGUGAUCUUCCUCCUCUUUGCAGUGUGCUGGUGCCCUAUCAACGCGCUCACUGUUCUGGUGGCUGUCAGUCCAAAGGAGAUGGCAGACAAGAUCCCCAACUGGGUUUAUCUUGCAGCUUACUUUAUAGCCUACUUCAAUAGCUGCCUCAACGCGGUGAUCUAUGGUGUCCUCAAUGAGAAUUUCCGAAGAGAAUACUGGACCAUCUUCCACGCGAUGCGGCAUCCUGUCCUGUUCCUCUCUGGCCUCCUCACUGAUGUCCGUGAGAUGCAGGAGGCCCAAGCCCAUGCCCGCGCCCGUGCCCAUGCCCGUGCACAAGCCCGUGAACAAGACCGUGCCCGUGCCUGUGCUGCUGUGGAGGAAAUACCGAUGAGCGUCCGGAAUGUUCCCCUACCUGGUCAUGGUGCAGCUGGCCAACCUGAGUGUGUCUCUGGCCACCCUAAGCCAGCCUCUGGCCAUUCCAGGUCUGCCUCUGCCCGCCGCAAAUCUGCCUCUGCUCGCCCUAAGUCUGCCUCGGGCCAGUCCAAGUGUGCCACUGUCUAUCCUAAACCAGCCUCUGUCCAUUUCAAGCCUUCCUCUGUCUAUUUCAAGGCCGACUCUGUCUAUUUCAAGCCUUCCUCCAGCCACCCCAAGCCUGUCACUGGUCCCUCCAAGACUGCCAUCAGCCCUGCCACCAGCUUCCCCAAACCCACCACUGGCUACACCCAGCAUGCUACCAUUCACUCUGAGCCCACCACUCCUGACUAUCUCGAGCCCAUCACCACUAGCCACUCUAAGCCUGUCAUCGCCAGCCAUUCUGAGCUUGCAGCCUCCUGCCACCUGGAGUGUGACAUCUUUGACCUCUCUGACCCUACCUCCAGCCCUGCCAGUGACUCCUCCGACUCUGCUGCCAGCUUGCUGGACCCUACCGCUGCUGCUGCUGCCACUGUUGACCCCACUGUGGUCACCACUGAUUACCAUGAGGUUGUAUUUAUUGAUGUUGAUGCUGAUUCUGAUGAAAUGGCUGUGUAAAAAUCGCUCUUGGAGUGGCCAAACAAUGGUCCACUUUUAAGUUUUCCUAGCAUAUGUAAUGCACACUGAGAUAGCUUAGUGAAUCUGCACACAAACAGAUGUGCGUGGGCAUGGACUCACAGACAUGGUAGAAGCUUCACCCACCUUUUCAGGCAUACUCCUCCUUUACAUUAUGUACUCUGAAAAAGUGUGAGUGUGUGCGCUUGCUAUUAGAGCUACCAAAUUUCCCUCACAUUUGACUUCUGUUGUUUUGAGCUUCCCUUUCCUCCUGGGAUUGACCGUGAACCCACAGUGAUCCUUGAACUUGUAGACUCUGAUUUUUCCCCACGCCUGUGUAACCCAUUCUCCCCUCUCAUUUCCUCCUCCUUGUUUCUGCUUUCUUCUCCCAUUCCUCGAGGGGUGGGGGAGGAGCGCAUGCUCAGUGGUAAAGGUGCUCUAUGUUAAAGCCUUCCUUCAAGCUUUAUGUGUUUAAAUGUGUAACUCUUUACUGUACUUUUAAUGGCAAUCCAAAAGGCAGUUGCGAUAAAGUACAAGUACUUGAAAAAGUUUUUCUAAAUUCCAGCAACAAACUAUGACCCAUAUCUGAAGAACACACUUAAUAAGAUCUUACUAAAAGAAAUAUUCAUGCCUAUGAGAUCAAAUGGCAAAACGAAGGAUGUGGCUGCACCGAAUCAUUUCUAUUUUGUGAAAAUUCAAAUGUUGGUGUUGAUUUUUAUAGUCAAACAUGAAUGUAAAUGAUGAGAUGUUUUUACAUUAUUUGUAGUUGCUUACCUUUUUUCAAUAUUUGCCAGGAUUUUCUUUCACUUAGUUCCAGAAAAACAAAUCCAUCCAUAAACUAGUUUUUCCCCAGAUCCAAAUUUAUGGUUGCUAAGAUCAUUUAUGUCAUGCUUUUAAUAUUAUAAUUCACAACUACUCUUUAUCUUAGAGAUUUUUUUUAAUACAGCUUGAUGUUUUUAUGUAGUCAGUUUUACACCUUUCUUUUUCAAUCAAAGGGGGAUUUGAGAUAAUAACUGGUAGCCAGAAGUGAAUGGAGUACUGCUUGAACUUGUAAACGAGUGCCUCUCUAAAAGCCUUUCUUUCCUGCCCCGUCCCUCUGAGCCUCCUCGCUGUGGUGGGGAGUGUGGAGGGACAUGGGGAGGAAUACUUGCCAACAUCAGCCAAGCUCACCACCUUGAGGUUCUGUGAUCCACAGCGUUAAGUUGUUGGCAGCCCAGGGAAUGAUUUUUUUUCUCUAGAAUUUAAGAAAACAUUGUUUAAUAAAAAUCUCAAUUAUUGAUUCAAAUCAGCACUUAAAGUGAAGUUUAUUGUACAGACGUUUGUAAGGAUAAUGGAAAUGUAUUAUACUGCCUUAAUUCAAUUCUGUAUUUGUGCUAGCAAUUAAAUAAAAGCAUU
Molecule: messenger RNA, 3131 nt
Organism: Bubalus bubalis (water buffalo)
Lineage: Eukaryota; Metazoa; Chordata; Mammalia; Artiodactyla; Bovidae
Gene: GPR50
Product: G protein-coupled receptor 50
Exons: 2
Coding region: 12-1739 (575 amino acids)
Biological process (GO): G protein-coupled receptor signaling pathway
Cellular component (GO): membrane
Molecular function (GO): melatonin receptor activity
Source: RefSeq, a predicted model, not a curated record